Molecule: messenger RNA, 1771 nt
Organism: Cornus florida
Lineage: Eukaryota; Viridiplantae; Streptophyta; Magnoliopsida; Cornales; Cornaceae
Product: elongation factor 1-alpha-like
Exons: 3
Coding region: 140-1483 (447 amino acids)
Biological process (GO): translation; translational elongation
Molecular function (GO): translation elongation factor activity; GTP binding; GTPase activity
Source: RefSeq, a predicted model, not a curated record
UUGGCUAUAAAAAGGCAUGCACUCCCCAAUAGCUAUUGCGCUUUAUCUGCUUCGCUCUUGCAUUGUUGUUGCGGCUUAGGGUUUCAGUCUUCCCUUCUCUCUCUCUGUGAUCUACGAAGUUUAAUUCCUGUGAUCUAUAAUGGGUAAGGAGAAGUUUCACAUCAACAUCGUUGUUAUUGGCCAUGUCGACUCAGGCAAGUCGACCACCACAGGACAUCUGAUCUACAAGCUUGGUGGUAUUGACAAGCGUGUUAUUGAAAGGUUUGAGAAGGAAGCUGCUGAAAUGAACAAGAGGUCAUUCAAGUAUGCGUGGGUGCUUGACAAGCUCAAGGCUGAGCGUGAACGUGGUAUCACAAUUGAUAUUGCCUUGUGGAAAUUUGAGACCACCAAGUACUACUGCACAGUCAUUGAUGCUCCUGGGCAUCGUGACUUUAUUAAGAACAUGAUUACUGGGACAUCCCAGGCUGACUGUGCUGUCCUCAUUAUUGAUUCCACCACUGGUGGUUUUGAAGCUGGUAUUUCCAAGGAUGGCCAGACUCGUGAGCAUGCUCUUCUUGCGUUCACUCUUGGUGUCAAGCAGAUGAUUUGCUGCUGUAACAAGAUGGAUGCCACCACUCCCAAGUACUCUAAGGCAAGAUAUGAUGAAAUUGUGAAGGAAGUCUCAUCUUACCUGAAGAAGGUCGGCUACAAUCCUGAAAAAAUACCUUUUGUCCCGAUAUCAGGUUUUGAAGGUGACAACAUGAUCGAAAGGUCAACAAACCUCGACUGGUACAAGGGCCCAACUCUUCUUGAGGCCCUUGACUUGAUUUCAGAGCCCAAGAGGCCAUCAGACAAGCCACUGCGUCUCCCACUUCAGGAUGUCUACAAGAUUGGCGGUAUUGGCACUGUCCCAGUGGGAAGGGUUGAGACUGGUGUUAUUAAGCCUGGUAUGGUUGUCACUUUUGGACCUACUGGGCUGACCACUGAAGUCAAGUCUGUGGAAAUGCACCAUGAAGCCCUCCAGGAAGCUCUGCCUGGUGACAAUGUCGGGUUCAAUGUGAAGAAUGUUGCAGUGAAGGAUCUCAAGCGUGGUUAUGUUGCAUCCAACUCAAAGGAUGAUCCAGCCAAGGAAGCUGCUAACUUCACAUCCCAGGUCAUUAUCAUGAACCACCCUGGCCAGAUUGGGAAUGGGUAUGCUCCGGUUCUUGACUGCCACACCUGUCACAUUGCUGUCAAGUUUGCCGAGCUCUUGACGAAGAUUGACCGCCGAUCUGGCAAGGAGCUUGAGAAGGAGCCCAAGUUCUUGAAGAAUGGUGAUGCUGGGAUGGUGAAGAUGAUUCCCACCAAACCCAUGGUGGUGGAAACUUUCUCGUCGUACCCCCCACUUGGACGAUUUGCUGUCAGGGACAUGCGUCAAACCGUUGCUGUUGGCGUUAUCAAAAGUGUGGAAAAGAAGGAUCCUUCUGGUGCUAAAGUCACCAAAUCUGCUGCCAAGAAGAAGUGACUUUUAAAGUUGGGAGUUUGCAGUGGAGAUGGUUUACACCAUUUUCAUUCUAAAGACCUGCAACAUUAUUCUAGUUUUAUGGUGAUAAGUUUUUUAGUUGGUUGCUUUGUUUGCUGCAGUUUUUUGUCUCCGUUGUCUGGUUGCCACACUCAGAAUUGGGUGUUAGACCGGCGGUGGCGACAAAAUUCUUAUCCCGUUUAGUACAAGUUUUGACUAUGUUUUUCUAUUGAUGGUUUUGUUAUUGGAUGAUUUCGGUUAAACCUUUAUAAUAUUUUUAUGUUGCUUUAA